GUGAAAUAAGUCAUCAAUUUCGACAAGACCUAGUUAAUCAUUCAAAUAAUCAAAUAUCUUUAGUAACUCGUGUUUUAUCUCAAACAAGCAGUGGGUUAGAAAAAGUUGAAAAAAUUGUUGAGGAUACACGUGAAAAUAUAAAAGCAAUUGAACGAGAUUUAAAAUCUAUGAAAAAUCUUGUAUUUAAACUUGAUCCAAGUUUUAUACCAGUUAUUAAGAACGUCAACAGCUAA
Scutellospora calospora is the source of this 233-nucleotide messenger RNA. NCBI's taxonomy places the organism in Eukaryota, Fungi, Glomeromycota, Glomeromycetes, Diversisporales, Gigasporaceae. The record is from the annotation of a GenBank genome assembly.